GUUCUGUCACUCUUCCCCUAGUGUUCUUUAUCCCAACUGCCUACGACUGGCCACACAAAUGGAAAGUCGCCUCCCCACUUCAGCCCCGUAGAGUCGGCACCAGCCAAUGAAGUGCGCUGGAGGGCACGUGACGGUAGCGGGGCGGCGCGCCGGCAGCUCCCAGAUCUCUAUGGUGGGCCCGGGCUCGCUAGAGGGCGUCUGGUCCACUGGAGGACUCCCUACAUUCUUCCUCCAUUACCUCACUGCCUCCGGUGGCUGCUGGGAUACCGGAGGACUCGAGUCCCGGCGAGACUCAGUCCUCCAGCCGCCCGGGGAAUACCUCCAGUUCUUCCCGGCCGCCGCCGUCGCUUCCUCCUGCGGCCGACGGUCCCCUGCGCCCCGCCCGGUCCGCGCCGCGCGUCUGGCCCGCCGGCGGGCCUGCUUCUCUCAGGAGCCCCCACCCAGGCGCAUGGCUCCAUGAAGCAGGAGGAGGAGGAGGCAGAGCGCGAGAGGUCCCGUCCGUCCCGGCCACGUCUGGGCCAGGAGAAAAGGUACAAGAAGAAGGAAUGGAAUUGGAAGGAAGAAAAUUCAUUCCAGAGACAAAGUAGUUCCCCUCCUCUGUUGUAGCUGUUCCUCUGGCAGUAUAAGCUUCCCGCUUUCAGGUUCUGCAGCAUUCCAGACCACGAGCACCAAGUCAGGAUGGGAAAGAGACGUUGUGUUCCUCCACUCGAGCCCAGGUUGGCAGCAGGCUGUUGUGGGGUCAAGAAGCCCAAAUUGUCUGCAAGUGGGACGCACAGUCACGGAAGCCAGUCCACUACUGUCCCCAGCGCUAGUUCAGGACCUCUUCAAAACCACCAGCAUGUGGACAACAGCAGUGGGCGGGAGAACGUGUCGGACUUAACUCUGGGACCUGGAAACUCUCCCAUCACACGGAUGAAUCCUACAUCGGGAGCGCUGAGCCCUCUUCCCCGGCCCAAUGGAACUGCCAAUGCCACGAAGAAUUUGGUGGUGACUGCAGAGAUGUGCUGCUACUGCUUUGAUGUGCUCUACUGUCACCUCUACGGCUUCCCUCAGCCACGACUUCCUAGAUUCACCAAUGACCCCUAUCCGCUCUUUGUGACAUGGAAGACAGGGCGGGACAAGCGGCUUCGUGGCUGCAUUGGGACCUUCUCAGCCAUGAAUCUUCACUCAGGACUCAGGGAAUACACAUUAACCAGUGCACUUAAGGACAGCCGAUUUCCCCCCCUGACCCGAGAGGAGCUGCCCAAACUUUUCUGCUCUGUCUCCCUCCUUACUAACUUUGAGGAUGCCAGUGAUUACCUGGACUGGGAGGUAGGGGUCCAUGGAAUUCGAAUUGAAUUUAUCAAUGAGAAAGGCGUCAAACGCACAGCCACAUACUUGCCUGAGGUUGCUAAGGAGCAAGACUGGGAUCAGAUCCAGACAAUAGACUCCUUACUCAGGAAAGGUGGCUUUAAGGCUCCAAUUACCAGUGAAUUCAGAAAAACGAUCAAACUCACCAGGUACCGAAGUGAGAAGGUGACAAUCAGUUAUGCAGAGUACAUUGCUUCUCGACAGCACUGUUUCCAGAAUGGCACUCUUCAUGCCCCGCCCCUCUACAAUCAUUACUCCUGACACACGGCUGCAUGACCAGUCCCACCCCCCUGUGGCCACCAAUGGCUAUGACAUCAUUGGAGCAGAUGCCUCCUCUUCCUGGUCCAGUUACUUCUAUUACUGCACCAUUUUAUGAUGCUAGCUUCCGUUGCCAAGUCUGCCUGCCACUGACCGAGGGGGUGUGGGGUUACACUGAAUGACACAGAACUUGAGGGGCCCAAGCCUUAUCUCAGCCUUUCCUCAGUAUGGGGUUCCACUGGAUUGGGGCUUCUCCAUGACUAGUGAGAAUCGCUGUGUGGGUGCUGAAGACCCUGCUCUGGUGAUUUGCCACAUGUGUGUUGGCCACACACUGGAAUUAGAGUUGAUCCGUGGAGGUUUACCCCACACACACCCACAGCCUCCCAGAUUAAAUAGGUGUAUUCCCCUGGCAGUCUGGGCAACGGAGACCAACAAGAAACAUUUUUAGGUUGUUUUAAAUUCCUUUUUUUAAACUUCCAGUUUAUUGCAUACAAAGAGUUGAUCACAACCUCCGUGCUUCAUAAGUGGACGCCAUGUUAGGGUUGAGCGUGGGCGCCAUGAGUCCUUUGAGGAUCCUGGACAGAGACCCACACCAAGAUCAGAAGCCUGUGGAUGGUGUUGCAGAUCUCUCUCAUGAGCCACGACGGUUUAACAUUCUCAGCCCACUCUCAGUUGGAUCGUCCGGCAGUCUUCCUGCAUCAAGUCAAGCUCUGUGGUGUGGCCUGCUGACGACUGGAGUGCAGAUGCCCGUGGGAGGGCCUGUGUCAUCACUGUGUGAGGUGUGAAGAGAGAGGCCUCUUCGUCACCACCUGGCUACCUCACUCCUUACUGGCAGCAGUGCCUAUAUUGCUGGAUCUAGGUUUUCAGAAGCACAGAUGUGCAAUCGGGCAGUUGGGUUGGGCUCGUUGGCAUAGAAAAUUCGGGGUCUCUGAGCUGGUUUUCUUUUCAGGCAAACAUCCUGAGGGACUCUUAAGCAGGCAAGUUCACUUUUCUAGUUUGCAUAAAGUAGGAAGACUGGUGAUCUUUCUGUCCCUGAUAAGACUCUAGAGCAAAGCUGUUUAAUUAAACAAGGUAAAUCUUUAUCUUGCCUACCAUGCUGGGAGUUUUAACCCCACCAGAGCAUAGUCCAAAUUGUUUUUUCCUGGGUCAUUUAAACUUCCAUGUGACGUUUCCUUUCACAUCCUUUUCUCUCGUGACUCUUCACUCAUGUGGUAGCAAAGGCCAUAGAACUGGGGGACUUGGCCGAGGCUUUGCAUGCUGGGUCUCAGGCACUACUAGUGACACAGGAAGAGAUGGCCAGCUGAAGAGGGGUCCUGGGACACUACACUGGUUCUCCAAAACAUGCUUGGAGAACUAGUGGAUUGGGUGUCAACCCAGUGAACACGUUUUACUUUUUUAGUUUGUGUGUUGUUGGUGUGGCUUUCUAAGAUGGGCAUUGAUUCAAGUUUAGAGAUCUUUGGCGCUUUAUCCCAGGAAGUGGGGGGUGGAGCGCAGUAUAAGGCAUUGCCCUUCAGUUCCUGGAAGGAUUGGUCAGAGAAAGCAGCUUUGUGCUGCUGGCAGGACUGCGGAAUAUAGGAAGACUUGGGUGACAUCAGGGUGCCCAGGCUGUGCUCCCCUAAUUGCCGUCCUGGGUUUCCAUGGCCUGCCACAGUCCCCUUCAGUGUAGAGGAAGAUGUAGGGGUCAUCUCAUGAUGUCCUGCUACUGAGGAUGAUCAAUGUCUUGUUAUAGGUGUGACAACAGUUACUCUUAGGUGCCAUGGAUUGAUGUCAGGGUGGUCAGCUCUGGACUAGGCCACCCACUCCAAUUUGUACAACAGUAUUGAUAUAUAGGGCUACACUCAUUACUGUUCAAGUGUUCUACGUUAAAAGUUGUUUGAUUUCUAAAGAUUUAAAAAAAGCAAAAAAAUUGGUGCUAAACUUUCACCCCUGAGCACGCUCAGUGAGACUGGUCAUGCAAGCAUUUACAGUGCCAUGCUCCUCAAGCCUAUUUUUCUUGUAGAAAUGUUGCCCUAUUUGUCUUCUCCUGUGUAUAGUAUGUAUUUGAUUUUACUUUAUUUUAUUUUAUUGAGGGUAGGGUAGGAUACCUGCCAUUUAAGAAAAUACAAUUUUUAAGCCCCCAAAAUGGGGGGGAAAUCAGUGCACAAGAAUAGGGCUGGUGACACCCAGCAUCACACUGAAGUAGGCUCAGUGGCUUUGGAGUGAAGAAGCCUUACUCCCUGCACACUCCCUCUGCUCCUAACAAAUCUGGCAGUGGAGCUGCAUGAGCUCCUCCUGUCUCGUCAGGUGGCUCUGAAGUCAGCCAAGGGAAGCUACAUGGGACCUAGCAGAAUCCACCCUGACCAGAGCCUGUCAGGAAGCCACCUGGAAGUGUGUGGUCAUGGUGCCCUCAGAGAAUUGGGGAGGUGGCUCUCAGGAAACAUACCUGGUCUGGAUCAUCCACAUGGCAGCUUUGCAUAGGGAGGUGGCAGCUCCGAGCUGGAGCAGAUCUGCCUUCCACUUGCUUGACCAAAGCAGUAACGAGGGUGGCUGGUACAUGCCAACGUCUGGAGGGAGAGCAAAGGAGGUGCUUCCUGCCUGCUGCUUUCCCUGUUCUUGGGCCACUGAACAGUAGGUAACCACUGUUGUAAGGAACCAGCCCAACUUUCUGGUUGGGUUCAGAGUGUGUUUCAUCCCUAGCUGUGAGUGCCUUUUGGUCUGGAAAGUUGGCUUGUCUCAUAAUACCCACAGCUAGGACAUUUUCCCUGUAAUUAUGAAUUGUCUUUGUUUUACAUUAAGAGUGUCUUUGAUCACUAGUUUGUCAGUGUUGGAUUGUUUCCACUGUGAGGUUCUUAAAACUUUUUCGCUGCAUAAUACUGAAACAAUUCAUGUUAGAUAUCCUUUCCACAUGAAAGGUUUGUAGUUGAGACAUAUAUUUUACUGUUUAUAAUAAAAAACAUCUAUACAAAAGAAGUCCUGGGUGUUAAUAUUUUGCACAUGAUCUGUUUUCCAUGCUGUUAACAUCUACAAUUUCACUAACUUGAUUUUUUUUUUCUAUCAAGAUUUCUAGAGCCUAGGGAUCUACUUGUUCUUUUUAUUUUUGUUCCCAUUUCCCUGAAGCAAGAGACUGUAUGGCCUUCAGUGCAAAGAUUUCAGACCAAUUCUUUGUAUCACACUUGGUUGCCUCUUGGCUAUAUAACUUCUGAGUGCAAAUCAUUGAACUCUUUAAUGAAGUAUUGUAGAGAAUAAAUCAUAAUGGCUAAAAAUUGUUCUUCGUCUUUUUUUUUUUGUAACCAUGUGACAUGAAUUACGCAGAGUAGCAGUUGGCAGUCCUCUAAAUUUUGAAGAUAGCCAACCAAGUAGUAGCCUCCAUAUUUUGUAUGUUUUUGAUCCUUUAUAAACUUGCUUUUCAUUUUGUUUUUGUGGUGAGUGGCAUUAUCAUUGGUUUGGGGUGUUUUUUUGUUGUUUUUUUUUUUUUUUUAGUUAUUCAUGAACAGUUUCCAGAAAGAAGGUUCAUUGCUUUUAUUAGAUUUGUAAAUUAAACUGACUUUGCCAGAAAAGCUGAAUCUUGGGCUGGGUAUAUAGCUCAGUGGCACAGCGCCUGCCUGACAAGCACAAUAUCCUGAAUUCGAUUCCC
Octodon degus (degu) is the source of this 5221-nucleotide messenger RNA. It is a transcript of the gene Ammecr1l, whose product is annotated as AMMECR1 like. Lineage: Eukaryota; Metazoa; Chordata; Mammalia; Rodentia; Octodontidae. The record is from RefSeq and is a predicted model, not a curated record. Bases 679 to 1611 code for a protein of 310 amino acids. The transcript is spliced from 8 exons.